Messenger RNA from Helianthus annuus (common sunflower), 588 nucleotides. Its product is annotated as disease resistance-like protein CSA1. The transcript has 2 exons. Bases 1 to 588 code for a protein of 195 amino acids. The record is from RefSeq and is a predicted model, not a curated record. NCBI's taxonomy places the organism in Eukaryota, Viridiplantae, Streptophyta, Magnoliopsida, Asterales, Asteraceae. Gene Ontology annotation, biological process: signal transduction.
AUGCAACGUUCAAUUUCUUCAGCCAAACAAGUGCAACGCAACCUCCUCCAAUACUAUAAACCAUCUACGCCCGCCAUCCUAUCGCCGCAGCAGCCACCGUGUGAUAUUUUCAUCAAUCACCGUGGGAUCGACACCAAGAAGAACAUCGCUGGACUUUUGUUUGAUCAUCUCACGAGGUUAAGGUUAAGGCCUUUCUUGGACAGUAAGAACAUGAAACCAGGUGAUAAAUUGUUCGAUAAAAUCGAUAAUGCGAUCAUUGGUUGUAAAGUGGGCGUGGCGAUUUUUUCUCCGCGAUAUUGUCAAUCAUAUUUUUGCUUGCAUGAAUUGACUCGUAUCAUGGAGACUAAGAAGAAGGUUAUACCAAUAUUUUGUGACGUAAAACCUUCCGAGCUUACUGUUAAGGACAUCUGGAGGUCACCUAAACAAGAGUUGGACCGGUUCCGGUCAGCUCUUGAGGAGGCUAAGUACACCGUUGGCCUAACAUUCGAUUCCUCAAACGGGGACUGGCCGGAAUUUUUGAUGACUGCAACUGAAGCAAUUAUUGAGAACAUGAUAGAGGUUGAAGAGGAACAACGCAUAAAUAAAUAA